GGGCAGAAAGGCAAAUCGCAACAGCGAACAGAUGUGAACCGGACUACGACCAGAGUACAAGCUGUCGUCUGGACGAAAACCCUGUCAUACUACUAAUAUGUGGCAACCAGCGUCGGAGAGACUGCAGGUAGGAUACGACGGCCAGCGAUUGCGUUGACUGGAGCCGGAUAAUCAAGAUUGCGCUGUCUUUUUAUGUCGUCUGAUUCCCAGCGUGAUGUCACUUUCAGAGCAUGCUGAAGACCAAGUUGAAUGUGCUGACGCUGAGAAAGGAGCCGUUGCCCACGGUGAUCUUCCAUGAGCCCGAGGCCAUUGAACUUUGCUCCACCACACCACUUACCAAGAACAAAACCCAUGCCGGAUAUAAGGUGACCUACCUGGGGAAGGUGGCCAUUUCUGGAACCAACUUCUUGUCUGGCUGCACAGAGUCAGCGGUGGUGGGUCUGGUGGAACAUCGCACUCUCGCUCAGCAGCAGGGCACGUGCCCCGCUGGCAGCUCUCUACUGGAGAUACGGCCCUUCCAGGUGCGUCUCCACCACCUGGAUGGGCACGGCGAGGCCUCAGUAACCAUGGACACCUACCAGGUGGCGCGGAUCGCAUAUUGCACAGCCGAUCACAGCGUCCAGCCCAACGUAUUUGCCUGGAUCUACCGGGAGAUCAACGACGACCUCACCUUCCAGAUGGACUGCCACGCCGUGGAGUGUGAAAGCAAGCUGGAGGCCAAGAAGCUAGCGCACUCCAUGAUGGAGGCUUUCCGCAAGACUUUCAAUAGCAUGCGCUGCGAUGGGCGCAUCCACAAGAGUGGCUCUUCAGAUGAGUUUGCUGAGGAUUCUUCCACUCCAGAAGAUUCGACCCCAGACGAUGGUUGAAGUGACGCUGACACAAACACCCGAUCCCCAUUCUGACAAAACAAGGGGUGAAGGGAAGGAUGGACAGAUUACCUGCUCUCUCUCAUGCUCCCCUUUUACUUUCACGCUGACCAUUAGCAGACGAAAAGAAUCAAUUUGACUGAUCUGAUCAUAUUUCAAGUCCCAUAAGAAUUUUAGUCCAAUUUAAAAAAUUGGAAGUCACCCGUAAGAGAUUGGCCAGAUAUUUGCAUCCCCAUGUUCCACAAUGUUCAUCCUGCACGCAGCGGAGGCACUUGUCUGUGGUCAUUCAAGUUUUUCGAACAGCGGAACCACAAACAACAAUACCUGAUCUUUAAAAAAAUGCAGGUACCCAGCAGUAAGAGGCCUCCGACUUUAUUUUGGGCCCCAAUCCUGAAUUGAUGAGACAGUCGGAACGCAUUCAUUUUUGUGCUUGCGCAAUAGCCGUUGCAUCUUUGGUAAAAGCAAACAAUAGUACUCCGUAGUACCGCCUUAUCAUUUUCAUGGUACUUCUUGAUCUUCCUCCAACUACAGGUAUUUACUCAUAUGGUACUUAGCUACGCCAGUACAUGUAGGACAUUGAAAUACUCGACGUUUCAAUGAUAGCUGGAGCGUUUUUUUGUGACAUCUUAAUCAUUCUUGGCUGAUUUUUGUUUCAAACGUACCAAAAUUCAGGCUUCAACCGUGCCUGUCGGAUUAUGUGCCUCAACUUCAUCGACAUUUGUUUUGUCGAGGACCUGAUGAGGAUGUCUGGCUGAAUGCGUGCGGCCGCUUCUUUUUGUUUUAUCGCUGUGGUUAGAGACGAUUGUGUACAAGUGCUUGUAGCCUGCGUUAAGUAGAAACAGAUAGAUUCAGGAAUGGCGGUAAAAGGAUCCUGCGUGAACAGACCGAGGUGAGGACUCAAGCAAACAAGGCACUGUGAUCAAUUACGGUCCCGUAUGAACGUAGCCAUGCAACCAGCGAGCCUUCGGAGAUCGAGGCUCAGAUCUUUUGCGUCUGAAAGUUCAAAAAGUCCAAAAGACUGAAUGCUUCUUCACAUCACCUGUAGUCAUCUCGGCCCCCGACGAAGUCUUCAAGCAACGGUAGUUCUACAGGAGUGCCAAGUCUGUUUACAGCUAACCGCUUGCAGCACUGAGAGUCCAGACCUGGCUCAAGUAAGGCUCUGACAAACAGUUGGGCGAAUCAAGGCUAACAUGCACACAUUCAGCCAUACAUCGAAUUCAAACAUACUGUAUGUACAUGCACAUUGCAUUGCGCUCCCACUUAAUAAGCCUAUGUAAAUAAAAUGUAUCACGUUACAAAUAUUACAGCAUAAGUGUUGAGAAGUAUUUUAAAUAAAUACAUUUAAAAAAAAAGCUGAGAAAUAUUGUACGAUAAAGCAACAGUGUUAUAAAACCUACUGUGAAUCGUCAGUGGAGAGCCCGAUAAAAGUGAUUUGUUGCGUGUGAGCGUGCGUUUGCGUGUGCGUUUGUUGUCCAUGUUAGAUGAGAUUGGACGCAAUGUGUGCAUGUCCAAGGAGGGAGAAAACUUCUCAUGUCUGUUUGAAAGCUCCGACUUGCUUUAAAUGUUUGACAAAUGUUAAAACAAGUGUUUUCUAUACAGUGUCUGCAAAGAUCAAGAACCAGUUGCAUAUAAAGCAUUUUCAAAGACCA
Hippocampus zosterae (dwarf seahorse) is the source of this 2515-nucleotide messenger RNA. RefSeq names its product phosphotyrosine interaction domain containing 1 (gene pid1). Lineage: Eukaryota; Metazoa; Chordata; Actinopteri; Syngnathiformes; Syngnathidae. Gene Ontology annotation, biological process: negative regulation of insulin receptor signaling pathway; regulation of cell population proliferation; regulation of mitochondrial membrane potential. The transcript has 3 exons. The coding region runs from base 231 to 866 and encodes 211 amino acids. Gene Ontology annotation, cellular component: cytoplasm. The record is from RefSeq and is a predicted model, not a curated record.